Molecule: messenger RNA, 1363 nt
Organism: Galeopterus variegatus (Sunda flying lemur)
Lineage: Eukaryota; Metazoa; Chordata; Mammalia; Dermoptera; Cynocephalidae
Gene: TCN1
Product: transcobalamin I (vitamin B12 binding protein, R binder family)
Exons: 9
Coding region: 1-1305 (434 amino acids)
Biological process (GO): cobalamin transport
Molecular function (GO): cobalamin binding
Source: RefSeq, a predicted model, not a curated record
AUGAGACAAUCACACCAGCUGCCCCUCCUGGGGUUUCUAUUGCUUUCUGUUAUUCCAAGCCAGCUAUGCGAGAUCUGUGAAGUAAGUGAAAACAACCACUUCCUUCUAAGCCCUCUGGUGAACACAAUGAUCAAUUCAACAUAUACCAGGGGAAAAGAAGCUGCCAAUGUCCUAUUGUCCUUCAGACUUGUUGGGAUCCAGAACCAAACCCAACAGCUGAUCCAACAAGUCGAAUACAGUGUGGAAAGGAAAGCCUCAGAUUUAAGCUCAGGACAGCUUGCCUUGAUUAUACUGGCUUUGGGAGCGUGUAAUAACACUGAUGAAGCCUUUAUAAAUAAUCAUCACCUGAUCAGACGUCUAGAAAAUAAAUUCCAAGCAGAAAUUAAAAAUAUGGAAACACAUGAUGGCAAUCCACUGACUGACUACUACCAGCUCAGCUUGGAUGUUUUGGCUUUGUGUCUGUUCAGUGGGAAUUACUCAACUGCCAAAGUUGCUGAACUGUUUGCUCCUGAAAAUAAAAACUAUUAUCUUGCUGGCCAGUUCUCAGUAGGUACCGGUGCAUUGUCUGUCCUGGCUCUGACCUGUGUGAAAAGGAGACUAACAAAGGAGCAGAUCAAAGACGACGAAGAGACUUUAAAGAGUAUCAAUAAUCAUACAGAGUCACUGGUAAAAAAGAUUCUGUCUGAGAAAAAAGAAAAUGGUCUCAUUGGAAAUAUAUAUAGUACAGGAGAAGCUAUGCAGGCCCUCUUUGUCUCAUCAAACUAUUACAAAAAUGAUGAAUGGGAUUGCCAACAAACUCUUAACACAGUACUCAAGGAAAUUUCUCAGGGAGCAUUCAGUAUUCCAAUUGCUGCAGCCCAGAUCUUACCUGCCUUAAUGGGAAAGACCUACCUGGAUGUUAAUGAAAACUCUUCUUGUGUCUAUUCAGGUAACUUCAGCAUCUCCACUCAGGCACCUAUAUCUGUGACAACUNCUCUCUCUUUUUUCAGCAAAACUUCUUCAAUAAGACAUGAGAUUAAUACUUUCUUCUACUACUUCAGUAUCUUCAAUAGUUAUUUGAGAAAUGCUGGGCCAGGGUUUCCUUUGAACAUUCUAAGUUCCUGUAACUCAUUUACUGUCCCCCACAGUUUCACAAUGGAGGAAAGCGAAUGGGGCCCCUAUAUCACCUCUGUUCAGGGCCUAAGGGCCAAUAGUAACGACAGAACCUACUGGGAACUUCUGAGUGGAGGCAAACCACUGAGCCAAGGUAAGGGUAAGAGAUGCCAACAUCCACAGGGUGAAAAUGCCCAAGGCAUUCAGGUGUGAGGGUGUGAACUUAUGUGGGGAAUGGACCAAGGGGCUGGGAGACACAAUAUCCAUUAUU